AUGGAUAACUGCUAUUAAGAGGAUUUAAAAAAAUAUCAAAAUAAUUAAAACAUCAUUGAUGAGUUUGUGCUUCACGAUGAAAAAUAUUUUGGUUAAUACAUACAAUAUGUUGAAGAUUUGCAAUCAUUGGUUUCAUCUUUUAGGCCAGAUAUGAAAGAAAAUCGUAUAUUUAUAACAGGGUUUCCUUUUGAUGAAGGUACAUAUAGAAAUGGAGGAAGAAUUGGGGCAGAAUAAGCACCUAAAUCAUUUAGAGAUUUGCUACAAAAAGAAAAAAUAUACACAGAUGUUCUUUUUGAAUAGCGCUUAAAAAUUUAUGAUUUGGGCGAUAUUCCUAAAUAAAAGUAUCCUGACGAAGAUGAUGAAGAGCAUGAACAUAUUAGGGCUAGAUAACUAACUUUAGAAGAAGCCCAUUUAAGUUAGCGCUAAAAACUAGGAUAGAUUCUAGAUUAUAAUUUAUAAUUUGAAAAUAGAGUUGUUAUUUUUGCAAUAGGGGGUUCUAAUGACUAAAGUUAUUGCAAUGUUUAAAGUAUUUUUGACUGCUUUCCAGAUAAAAAAAUAGGUGUGAUAAACAUUGAUUCUUAAUUUGGUGUUAGCUAAUUGAAAGGAAAUGUAGUCCACAAUGGUAGCCCAUUCAGACUCAUGCUAGAAAAUCCUGUCUUUAAAAAAAAUGAAUCAAAAUUCAUUCAAUUUGGUGCAAAAGGAUCUAAUUGUUGUUAAGAAGAUUAUGAGUACUUGAAGUAAAAAGGAGCUUAAAUAUAUUGGUUAGAAAAAGAUAUAAGGAGAUAUUUAUUAAAUAAAAAUAAAAAUUAAGAAGAUUCUCUAACCACCUAAGCUGGUCAAUUAUUUGAAGAUAUAUUAAAUAAAUUACAACAAGAAUGUGAUAAAAUAUUUAUUUCGUUAGAUGUUGAAUCAAUAAAUGCCAAAUUUUGUCCAGGCGUUUCAAGUCCAUCUGUAACAGGUGGUUUGUCUGAUUUAGAGGUUGUUGAAAUAGUUUAAGUGGCAGCAAAGUGUAAAAAAUUAAUUAUGAUGGACUUAUCAGAAUAUAACCCUGCAGUUGAAUCUUAAAGAACAGGAAGAUUUAUUGUUAAUCUAUUUUAUCAAUUUUCUUACUUUUUUUCACAACAAAGGUGA
Tetrahymena thermophila SB210 is the source of this 1131-nucleotide messenger RNA. RefSeq names its product arginase. The transcript is spliced from 2 exons. Gene Ontology annotation, molecular function: agmatinase activity; metal ion binding. The record is from RefSeq and is a predicted model, not a curated record. Lineage: Eukaryota; Ciliophora; Oligohymenophorea; Hymenostomatida; Tetrahymenidae.